CUUACAGCAUGGGGUGUAAACAAAACCAGAAUGUCACUGUCUGAUUGUGUUUAUGACAAUGUUUUCUUUUUCUGAAAGUUAUUAACAAUUUGCCUUAAUUACAAUAAAGCUAUUAGUACACUUUUUUAAACCAAGAACACAUUUCAAUGCAUUUCUGACCUCAGGACUUGACCUGUCCUUUUCUGUCCAGGUUCUGCUAUCAUUAUCUGGAGGUCCUGCAUCCAGUGCUCUCCUCUCUCAGGUCCAAGAGUGGGAGCUGCUUGUGGGCAGAGCCUAGAAGAGCAAGGUGAAGUAAAAAGCCAGCUGGAAUCGAUAUUCAAAGCAUCUGGAUUCCCAUUAUAUAUAUAGUCCACUUAGAGGAGGUAAGCAGUUUUACCCUAAAUUGAACAGGGGCGUGCAAGAAAUCUGGAAUCUAUCUUGCCCAUUUCAGAGGAAAGUAAUCAAAGUGUGCAUUUAUUUAAAAUAAGUAAUUCAUUGCAGUGACACCCAGUGGUUACAUGUAGGAAAAAAAAAAGUUUCUUCAUUAAUCACAUAGAACAUUCUGUUAUCUGUUCUCAUUGUUUUAUCUGCCAGUUUUUCAGUCUCCCCAGUUCAGUCCUGCAGUGUGCAUCCAUGGCCUCAGACAGGUGGAAUGAGAGCUACAAAGAGGCAGUGGAUGGAUUUAUUCAGAGUGCCAGCUCCAGAACUCAGAGGGAGACAGGUCAGGGGUGCAGUUCAUACAAGGAGGUCCAAACCCUUCUGUCAGAGGUCAGUACCCAGGAGUGGUCUGGAGAGGGUGGCACAGUGACCAACAGGAGCCCACCCUUCACUCCAGAGCAGACAGAGGCUGUAAGGACACUGCUGGCUUCAGUGAAGACUUUGACCGCCAGGGAGGAACUGCUGAAGACCCUAAAGCAACACCUGAUUCUGCACACAGCAAGGGUCAGAAGUUACUCAAAGGUGAUGAUGGAAGACAGCUGCUCUCGUCUGGCCGUCAAACUGCUCACGAACAUCUCCCUGGGGAGAGGAGCGUUCCUUGCCAUGGACACAGCGAGUUGCUGCUAUAGCUUCGGGUUGGUGGCUUCACAAGGACACUCGGGUUUCUCUGACCCCCGCUAUGGAGAUCUUGCCAUAGUCAGGCCCAUGAGAGAGUACUCCUAUAAAGAAAUUGCCUUCUAUAACAGGAUGUUUAAAGCCCCCUCUGUUUUCACCUCUGCUCUUGACAGAAGGAAGCAGAAUUCAUCACCUGACAGAGAGCGUCAUCAGUAAACUUCAGGCUGACUUCUCUGCCACUGUGAGCACCAUUUACAGGCAAGAUCAAAGAAUCAGGUCUUACAAAACUGCCAAGAACAGUACUGCCUAGUACGCACUAUUACUUUUUUGUUUAAAUUACUUGCAAAUUAACUUUUUGUGGCAUUUAGUCAAAAGCUAUUACUACAUAGAAGUAAAGCUAUAAUAAUGGUAUAAAACAAAAGCUGUGCAUGAGAGUGCGAAGCUGUAACAAACCAAACUUGGACCUCCUGAAGUUUAACGGGAAUGAAGCUGUUUAACUGUCACCUUUCGCUAAUCUUUUUGCGGUCUGGUUGCACAAGACAAGUGAGAAGCUCAACACUGCCUGCCAUCAUCCUGUCACUGAUGGAGACUUGACAGAAAUGCUGUGCCUCUGUGCUUUGAACACUGGGGCAGAGAAGGCUACCGCAUUCCGCGCCACACUUAUCUCCGAGAUCCUCUCUCGUAAUAAGAUGCUUGGCACCAUCCUUGCCCUGGGGGUUGCUAAGCAAGAGUGCUGUGCUUCUGGUGGGGACAAGAUGGGUGGCUGCCACUCAGUGGACAGGUACAGUCAGAGUUGUUUCUUUUUUUUAAAAAGCUAUAAAACACCCUUUUUUGUACAAUCUUCAUUCAUAUUUUUGGAUACAAACAUGGUUUAAAAUUCAUAAUUGUUCUCACUACAUACAAACAAAUCUGUGUUGUGUCUAUUGCACCACGACUGUAAUGAAAAUGAAUAGAAACAAAAGAAGCGUUUCUAGUACUGUCACAUAAAGGAAACGUAAACAAGCCAGUCAUAGCCUACCUUUUGAAAUACAAUCUGUAAAAAUAUUACAUCAUGUUUUCCUUGUAGGAUCAGCUUCAACCCUGUUGUGUUAUAACUGCAGGCUGAUCAUUAAAGACAUGGUGAGCAAGAUAGAAGUAGAAUUAAGCAAAAAAUACCUGACACAGUGGAGAUAUGGAAUCGUAUUUGUGUUGCAUGUCCUGGUUGACUUCUGUGUGUGUGGGGUGGGGGGGUGGUUUUUUCCUUCCAGCUUCCAAUUUGUCAAUCCAUCAAUUUUAAUUAGUUUGUUGUAGAGUUUUAUAUUGCUUGGUGGAACAAAUAUGUGCUUCACUCCUGAAGAUGCUACUCCCAGCAGAACAAUGUGGGGCAGAUGCUUGGAUAUAUAUAAUUAUAUCACAAAAUUAUUGUGUUGAACAUUGUUUUUUCAUAGGAGGGCAUCAUGGUCAUAGCAAUAUAUAUAUAUAUAUAUAAAUAA
This is a messenger RNA of Polyodon spathula (Mississippi paddlefish), 2504 nucleotides long. Its product is annotated as cytoplasmic tRNA 2-thiolation protein 2-like. NCBI's taxonomy places the organism in Eukaryota, Metazoa, Chordata, Actinopteri, Acipenseriformes, Polyodontidae. The record is from RefSeq and is a predicted model, not a curated record. Bases 613 to 1248 code for a protein of 211 amino acids. The transcript has 6 exons. Gene Ontology annotation, cellular component: cytosol. Gene Ontology annotation, molecular function: sulfurtransferase activity; tRNA binding. Gene Ontology annotation, biological process: tRNA wobble position uridine thiolation.